CGAAAAGAGAGCGACUGCAUAUAGGCAGCUGAGGAAAUGUUCUUUCGUUUCGCCCUGUUUCUUGCAUUUGUAACAUGGGCAUGCUACGGCUGUCACCGGAGACAUAAACACUACUGGCACAUGAGGUUCAACCGCCCCCAUAUCAGAUGUCCCAGGGUACAAGAUACCUACAUCGCCGACCCUGGUCAAGACACCGCCAUGGUGACAUGGGGUACACCUGUAGUACGUGGGAGACGUUACAGGGUUGAGCUGAUUACCUCUAAAGGAUCCGGCAGCCGUUUCGAUGAAGGGACACACAGAAUAGUGUACAACAUGAGAGAUCACUACAACAUCAAAAGAAAUUGUCAGAUGAAGUUCAACGUUAAAGUUCUGAGAUGUCCAGUGCUUCAAAAUCCAGCCAAUGGCCGCAUGAAUUGUGAAGGCAACAAGUAUGGCAACGUAUGUACAUUCAGCUGCCAAAAAGGCUACUCGAUGUUUGGCACACCACGGGUCACGUGUCUGCAAUCCAAGUUCUGGAGUGGUCCUACUCCAAAAUGUGAAGCCCAUGAGUGUAGCAGUCUAAUCCCGCCACCACACGCCCUUCCCUUUAAGUGUGACAAGGGCCACAGUUUCGGAAGCGUGUGUUUAUUGCAAUGUGACACUGAGAACGGCUGGUCAGCGUCCAAAGGCCACAUGAGUCGCUGCACGUACACAGGGCAGUGGACAGUGACGAACUUCCAAUGUAAAGAUACAGAACCACCCGUGUUCACCAACUGCCCCACCCAGACCAUUCACCAGUCAGCCAGUCCAGACACCAACCUCACCUCAGUGCUGUGGCCCAGACUCAUCGUCACCGACAACUCUAACAACAUCAGGAGUAUACGAGCAUCCUCUGGCGUGACCGUCAUCGGGGGAAAGUUUGGUGUAGGGACGCAUAUCGUCAAGUUACAAGUCGGGGAUUGGGAAGGAAACGAGGCUGAACCUUGCAGCUUUGUAGUCAAAGUAGAACGUGUUGAGUGUGAGCCUCCACCACUAGAGGAUGAACAUAUGAAGCUGCCUGGUUGUGUUCCACCGUUUGUUGAAGGUAAGAAGUGUAAGCUGGAGUGCGGCAUGGACAUCCCCCUAAAGGGAAGCAGCUACAUCACAUGCACGUCAUCAUCAACGGGGAAAAGUGGGACUUUCUGGGACUGGGGACAGAAAAACACGCCACCAAGGACCAAGCCAUAUUGUGAAGUGCCCAAAUGUCCUCCACUGAGUGCACCUGCACACGGAGCCGUGGCUUGUGACAAGUGGUUGGGAGGUCAGAUGUGUUCUGUCCUCUGCCAGAAAGGCUAUGACGUCCCUGGGGAAUUUGAGAAGUAUUACAUCUGCCCGAUCAGCAGUGGGAAGUGGACCUCAGACAACGUGCCUGGGUGUGAACCAACAGUACCAGGAUGGGGACAGACGCUACCCGCUGCCUACAUCUUUAACGGUCCAUGCAAAGAUGCUGAAGAGGAGGUAAAGACGAACUUCAUCAUUAUGUUGAAGAACAAUAAUCUGUGCAGCGGACGGCACUGUACAGUUGAGAAUGUGAAAGUCACGUGUGGUAGCUCGAGAAAGAGACGAGAUAUAGAAGGAAAGUUCGGAAGAGUUCGUCGUGGAGCGUCCAUCAAUUUCAUCGUAUUUGAGAUCAAAGUGAUGUCUGAGGAGACACCGUUGGCAUCAGCUGAACAGGUCGCGGUAAGGACUAUAGCGAAGUUGGUGAAGAUUAUAAAGGCCAUCAAGAAAAAGGGGACAUUCACAGUCGCAGGUCAGAAGGUGUGUCCAGUGUCGGUGAGGAGGAGGACACCCACGCCGGUAUGCCAUGAAGGUUAUAUGAGAGCCCGCAAGUCCAAAAAUGCCUGUGUUGCAUGCCCUCAGGGGACCUUCUACAAUUCUAGUAAGCUUUGCGAACCUUGUCAGAAAGGAUCGUACCAGGAUAGACCAGGCUCUGUUGCCUGUGUCUCCUGUCAGAGUGGCCAUACUACCUUGAAAGACGGGAGGAACAACGUAACUGAGUGUGUUGAGCUCUGUCGCCCUGGCUAUUAUUCACGCACGGGUUUGUCCCCCUGUUCCACAUGUCCCCCUGGCACAUACCAGCCACACGAAGGGGGUGCGUCCUGCCUGGCCUGUCCUCCGGGGAUGAGGACACAGGGAAAUGCUGCACAGUUUCUGCUGGAGUGCAUCCCUUCAGACAUCUUGCUCCAGGGCCCCGUCACAGUUGCCAUGCCGUCUUCUUAUCAGGAGGCCGUCUGCGAGUUUACCUUCAGUGUGUGGGUAAAGGUUUUUUACUCGGGGAAGAAUGGACUGACCUUUGAAGUACACCACCCUCAGCAUGGAACGCAGGUUUCCAUAAACCUAACCUCUUCCAUCGACGUAUCAGUUGCAAGUGACGUUAUCCAUAUCGAAGAAGGCUUAAAUCAAACUUGGAGUCACGUGGCACUUUCGUGGGACAAGAACUCAGUGUACGUAUUUCAAGAUGGCCGCCAAGUGUGGCAUCAAAAACAUCUGUCUUUGGAAUGUCCACUUACAAGAGGAGCAAGUCUGAUCAUCACACUGGAAAAGGAUGUCUACGCACUGAUCCAGAGUCUCAACGUGAUUCCAUCAUCUGAUAUGUCUGUAGUUAGGCUGUUGUCGACGUCAUGUGAAGCAAGUCUUAACACCACACUGUUUUCUGUCCAUGGCCUCAACUUCACAAGACUUGACAGCGUCUUCGAGGUCACGCCCUCAACGUGUCUCCAAAAUGAUUCCUGCAAAGAAAACCCAUGUGGCGACCAUAUGUGUGUCCCCACCACUGACAGCUUCCGGUGUGUAUGUAAAGGCGGCUACUCUGGUGACCGAUGCCAGCAAGCUCCAGAUUUCUGCUUAGACAACCAGUGCAGCUCGGGGUCCACGUGCUUCUCAGAUCAGACAGGCGGUUACAGCUGUGUUUGCCCUGCUAAUGUCACUGGCAUGCUGUGUCAAGAAAGAACAAUUGACCCGGAGUGGGCUGAAUGGAGUGAUUGGGGCGAGUGUUCCAAGACCUGUGGUGCUGGCUUCAGAGUCCGGCGGCGGUUCUGCAUCUCUGAGGAUGCCGGGAUCCCGUGUGAAGGGAAGAGCACACAAAGCAAAGUGUGCCAACUUGAAGCAUGCCCAGACUGCCGAGAGGUCGAUCUGCAACUUGGCCAAGGGGUGUCGUCGUCCUGCACGGCGCACGGUGACAACAUCACCUGCAGCAUCCAUUGCAACAGAGGACUGGUGUUCUCGGAGGAGCCUGUCAACUACACCUGCAGCCUCGGGGAAUGGGAACCCGAUAGGCUCACUCAGUCGUGCACAGUUCCUCAGACUCCCUGGACAGUCGGGGUCAAGUAUUCAGUGCUGCUUCAGGCGGAAGUGAGUAUCCAAGCCGCUAGGGACCAUCUCCUGGAUGUCGGCUCCAGGUUUGACUGUGUGAAGAACAAGCGGUGCAGACACGACGUGAAGAUUCAGGCUUGUGAUGGAAACACGGUUGUUUGUAAGAAGUAUGGUGGGGAGAGGUUUGGACAACUGAACCUGCUCUCUGACGUUCAACCCGCGUCUCUCAAUCUGUCGGAUGUUCUUCAGAAUGAUGAUAUGCCAAGUUUCCACAAAUUGUUCAACACAUGGCAAGUGCUCCAGGAUGAAAGCACCAAUGCUUCUGGCACCCCCGAUGUCACAACGACUCCCGAGGAACAAACUGACACUGGUAACCCUGAUGACAGGGAGCUUGGGAUGCAGAUUCAGGGGUCGGAAGUCCUUCUGUACUCACGCUCUAACAGGUCAAGGGCCGCGCGAGUUAAAGGCGAGGUCGGCAAGUUGCUGUCUGCCUGGCAUGACCUGGACAAAUCCAACUGGGAAAUAAGGAGAAGGAAAUAUUCUGCGUUCAAACUAGGCGCAGGAGAAGACACCCCCCACGUAGUAGCGGAACAGGAAGUGACGUGUCCAGACGGAUCGGUACCAGGGGGUCUAUUCUGUGUUAAAUGCGCGCCCGGGACCUUCUUUUUGGACAAGAUGUGUCACUCCUGUUCCCAAGGAUUCUACCAGGACCAACAUGGAAAGAUGGACUGUAAGCCGUGCCAUGGUUUCUCCACCACGUCGCUGAUCGGGGCAUCGUCCCAAGCAUCAUGUAAAGCCUACGAACGCUUUGAUCACUACAUCCUGAUGACCACUGGUCAGAAGACGCUGACCAAGCUUCACAUGAGCCGCCUUGACCAGGACCACCUCAGCCUCCCCACCUCCACUGGCAGCGUUUCUCUCCAUGACUACAGUGACGACUUCAUCUACUACUGCACAGAUUGGCCUGCCACGAUCAGGCAAAUAAAGUGGGACGGCAGUCAACCUAAGCUAUUGUUGACGCUGGACGACGAGAUCACGGGUCUGGCUGUGGACAGUAGAUCAGGCAUUGUGUUCUUCACCCUGUUCAGCGGCUCCCUGAGGGCCGGGACCUCUGACGUUGACACUGACAUUCUCGUGCUUGAUGGUCUCGAGAAACCACGUGAUCUUGUCAUCAAUCAGCAAAAGUUCACAAUGUACUGGACGGAACAUAACAAGAUAAUGAUGUAUCAUUUUGGUCAAAAGAAAAGAUCCCCAUUACUCAUUCUAGAUACGGCAAUCUGGGGUCUGAAGAUCAACGAAGAAGCCAACAGGUUGACCUGGUUUGCUGAAGGACGAGUGUUCAGUGCAGGAACAGAUGGCAAGGGUGUGACCGUGGUUAUGGAACAUGUCAGUGUGCUGUAUGGGCGGACUGACGACUACUACUUUCAUGUCGAUAGUGAAGGAAGACUUGUCCGAGUCAGUCAGGAUGGUGCCACGAAAGCUGUUGUUCUGACGCUCAACAGCCAACCAAAGAGUGUGUCGGUUAUCUCAAAGCAAAAGAGGCUGUGGAGACACCAGUUAUGCAAAUCCGAUACAUCUUGUCGUCAUGCGUGCUGGCAAACAAGUCAUUUUGACACAGUGUGUCUUCGAUCGCCAUGAUCAGUUUCCAGCUAUCCACCUUGACGUCGACGGAGAAUUCAAUUAAAGUUUAUGUAAAAGAGAAUGUUUUGAAUAAAUAUAUUU
This is a messenger RNA of Haliotis rufescens (red abalone), 5052 nucleotides long. RefSeq lists its product as uncharacterized. Gene Ontology annotation, molecular function: calcium ion binding. The transcript has 28 exons. The record is from RefSeq and is a predicted model, not a curated record. NCBI's taxonomy places the organism in Eukaryota, Metazoa, Mollusca, Gastropoda, Lepetellida, Haliotidae. Bases 37 to 4968 code for a protein of 1643 amino acids.